AGCUAUUUGGCUUUUGUCGUUGACUGCGCGAUGGUAUUGGACAAGUUUGACGAGAAUGCGAUGUUGAUCCACAAUCCUGCUUGAAACGCACGGGUCGUGCCAUAACAAGCGACAGAGGAUACGUCAAGUACAACUUGCAAGGAGGCACCCUCUUUCGAAGAGAAGGGACCCGAUCAACGAAUUGUGCGGAUUUUCUUAGACUCGAUGGACCGAGAUUUAUCUCACAAGCCAUAUCGCGUGGCUACAUGCGCCAUCAGCCCAUUGACGCCUUAAGGUUUUGACGUUCAAGUUAGCUGUAUGCAGUACUUGUACAAAUCACUUUUCCCUCUUUUUGCCGAGCACGGUCAAGCCACGCAUCGAGCUGUAAACUCCUGUGCAGCAAAGCACGCUAAUCAACCACAGAUCGGACAAGGCCUCCGAGAGAGCGAUAGCUUUUGCUCUCCUCGUAGGAAUCCAUGGCAACAAUCACAAAGUUUCAAAAUGUCUAGUUGCUGUUGGCCACAUGUGACAAGUUUGAGAUAGAUCUCCUCCCUGACAGCGGUCACCUCCACGAACAGCAUGGUUUGUACCCCACGGACAGGCAGAAACCCUCCGAUGCAGUGGAAAGGGUGGCUAGGGACGCGUGCAUGGCGCCAAUAGAUCUGUACAUGGACAUAGAUCGUUCAACGUGUCGGACUGGCCGCGUUGUUGCACCACAUAAACUUAACUCUACUAACUCAGCGCCUCUGCAAUAGCCCGAUAACGAUCGUCUCCUAGCUCUCUUCUUCUGAAAUGCACACAUCCCUCCCAUCUUCGCUCUUAACAGCCUUGGUUUUUGCAUCAUCUCGUACCCCAGAGAAGCAUCAAUACAGCUGAAUGAUAAACUAGUCCCUCUGCGUGUUGUCCAUGGCACAGUCGCACUCGCUGCUGGGCUGCCUUUGGUUCGAGCUGGAGGAGGAGGGCGAUGGCACUGCGAACAUACUACGGGAGAUCCUGGGACAGCACACAAUUGAGCUCUUAACUCUGGAUCACUCAUCACCAGCUGAUGUCCAACAUGCCUUACGGCCUGUUUACUGGAUCAAAGCACUCUUUGAUCUACAGCGAGCAUACGCACAGGCAACGGCAUUUCCUAAUAUUCCUGGAAUUCUUCCCUUCGACCUUAUAUGCGCAACUGUCCUCCACCUUUUAAAUGUGCACGUCAGGAUAUUCCCAGGGCCACGGCUCAAACCUGAGCACAGCGGACAGCGGUUGCUUAUUACACAUGCUAUUCUCUCAGGCUUCCGUUUGCUUACUCUGCUAAACGAACGGUUAGACUUCCAGAGAGUGCAGCAUCUUCAAAAAGCACUUCAACAAAUCUCGAGCCAACCCGAAAACCUUUCCGGGAUCGAGCAGUUCAUCUUUACAACUCUGAUGCCGUCUGCUCUAGCGGUGCAACCAAACUCGGAGGUGCAAAGUGGUACUGCGUACUCCCUUAACUUGCGACAGUUAGGCCUACCAACCUUUGCGGAGGGACUGUACCCUUUAUGUCUCCGGCCUGGUAGAUUGAUUGAGACUGCUUUUACUCAUAUACGUGAAAGGGGCCGUCUAUGGUUAACUUGGUACUGGACCUUGUUUGAUGCUAUCUGGGCUUCAGAAGCCGCCUUGAUCCAAUAUGAUGUUGAUAAUGGCGCUAAGAGCCAGGAAGUCGAGCUUGCCGUUCCAACACGGGGAACGUCACCAGGCGAUGUUCGCUUGCAAUUGCGAAACGGACGACGAAACCUUUUAUCGGCAAUUUUCAAUUCUGCUUGUUCUGCUGAAUUUGUUCCGGACUCUUGUAUCCUCGAGUCGUUAAAGGCCACAGUUGUGGAAUGGUGGCUUGACAGUAGUCUCGAUUCACCAUCAGGACCGAGCAUCAUAUCCGAAAAACAUGCCCUCGAUAUCCGAUUUUCUCUGGACACCUUUGGAACCUGGUUAAGGGACCGUGCACGACAUGUUGCGCCGACCGUGACUUGUGUCAAGUGCAGUCCUUCGCCUUUUCGCCAAGUUCCGAUCGCCAUUCACGGCUCAGAAAGAAGUAAUUCGAUCUUCUUUCACAAAAAUCCACUGGCGCUGCCAAGUCAUGAGAAUCAGGACACAUCCAAUGACAUUGAGAGAUUAGACACGCCAGUAUCCUCAGACGGCGUAAGCACCACAAUGACUACGAGAUCAGCCAGUUUCUCAUCGUCCACUACUGGUCCACCUCGACGUCCGUCACGUCCUGUAACCCCACCGAUUUCGAGCAGAUUGACACCAAUAGCUUCGGUCAAUAGUCACUUCUCUAGCUCGACGGGAGAAGAAAGUCCACCAGUCCCAACAAGCCCUAAAGUCAAGCUUGGGACUACAAUUCGUCAAGUUCUGAAGUCUGCAAAAGAGAGAAAGUGUUUAGAGUCUUGCAGGCCAUCAAAUUUCUGCUUUUCUGCUUCGGGUCUUCACUUAUAUCUGUGGGGUGGCAACAUCUCAGGUUUCAUGAGAAUAAGCACAUCUCCAAAUAGUUCGGACGAGAUUGAGGAUGGUAAAAAAUGGGAACUGCCAGCCAUCAAAUGCAUCGCAGCAGGAACAGAGCGGUGCGUAGUUCUUGCGAGUCAUCAAGACAAGUUCAAGCUUCUAUUAUUUAACGCCGAUAAGCCACGUCCUGAGGCGCAAAUUUCCCUAGAUCUCGCAUUCAAGCACUACACCGACUGUUGCAUGGUCAUGUCCCGAGAUGACAAAUAUGUUGCACUAGCUGUCAACGAUUCUGUUCGAUUAUAUCAGAUGACAAUUGGUCAGAUUCGCCGCGUUCGGCUUCAUGAGCAACUCCAUCUUUACCAGCACCUGGCUAAAGAAAGACGAUUACUUCAAAGUCCAGCGCCGGGUGCGUUGUCUUCCAGAGAUGCAGCGCGAGAAGCUCAGAGUCAGAGCGCCGUAGUUGAGCAAAAGCUGUCAUUUUCUCCCUCCGGAGACCGACUUGUUGUGGCAACGCACCUUGCCGAUCACUACGUUUAUGUCGACGUUUACAAACUCGAUGGAGAACCCUGCUCUCCUAUUUCUUCUCAACCAAAAUGUUUUCCGAUGCCUCCGUUUACCGCGAGCGACGGCGGUCUUACAAACGUCUUCUAUAGUGAUGCUCAUCAGAUUGCGUUAAUUUGUGCGUAUAUCGCAAAGGAGUAUCCAAACUUGCUAUACUUCACCGGCAGCUGGCGCGACAUAGUAACCGAUGAAGGGUUUGGCAGCAAAAUUGUGCAAGCUGCUCAAGCCUCAGAUUCUAGCUUUCUCGUGGCUUCUGGCUUAUCUGAGAUGACUCAUCUCAAAUUUAACGAAAGCGGCACGACGGAAUCUCGUCGCCUUAAGAAAUGCGCAUCUAAAUUGCCUUCAGGUGUCUUCAAACCAGGCAAUUUAAUUCUGGCUCUACCUCAUCCACAAACGGCUAUUGCAUUCUGGACUAAGGAUUCCAAGCUCGUCCUCCGGAGGAUGGACAUCGGACAGGACACGGAAGCUUACACUGACUAUGAACUUCGUUCACUUGUCGACCGCCUACAAAGCGAAGAUUGUGAAGCCAUCGUUUUGUCCACCUCUGUAACGCGGCCGGGGAAGGACUCCACUGUAUUACACAGAGAGUCAUUGCUGCAGCCCCCUGUGGAAUUACCAGGCAGCUUGCGUCCAAUCUCUGAACUGUCUCCGAAUGGAGGGCACGCCGUCAUUUGAGCGGAACCAUUUGCUGGUACUAGUUCUUGGAUCUCCGUUGUGCCUCCCGUCUUGGUCCUUUUCCCUUGCUUGUGCCCGUUGUAUAUUUUACAUGGAACGGUGCACAUUAACGGAAGCCUGCAUUAGUUGUUUUAUCACGAUAGCUCCUAUGGCCUCCUAAGUUUCUUUUUUGAAACCCAGAACCUUUUUCUUUCGGACCAAAUAACUCUAUAUCUAUGUAUGAGUUUCGAUGCGUAAUUUGUGGAGUGUAGCCUUCGAAGAUAGCGAGACAUUUCCUUUGGCUGAUUUUUUUUUAUUUUUUUUAGAGCUCUGGAUCUAUGCUUCGGUUGAAGAACUGCAGAGCGAAUAUUUGAAACCUAGUUAACGGUACUGGAAACUUGACUGGCGAGAGCUUUUGCACAACAUUCCAAGCUUCUGCGGUUCCGAUAGAUCGUAUUUGUGGAUCAAAAGUAGAAUGGUUGUAUGGUAACAAUCGAAGGAUCUUUGUGACAUUAGCUAGAGAAUGACUAUAAUAAAGAGCGAUUGGCGUUUGUG
Molecule: messenger RNA, 4212 nt
Organism: Verruconis gallopava
Lineage: Eukaryota; Fungi; Ascomycota; Dothideomycetes; Venturiales; Sympoventuriaceae
Exons: 6
Coding region: 886-3678 (930 amino acids)
Source: RefSeq, a predicted model, not a curated record